Molecule: messenger RNA, 1171 nt
Organism: Dermacentor andersoni
Lineage: Eukaryota; Metazoa; Arthropoda; Arachnida; Ixodida; Ixodidae
Product: p53 and DNA damage-regulated protein 1-like
Biological process (GO): protein folding
Cellular component (GO): prefoldin complex
Molecular function (GO): nucleic acid binding
Source: RefSeq, a predicted model, not a curated record
CUGAGGAGUGUUGGCCGUCUAACGACCCCCUUCAUGAUGUCUGUGUUUAAGCAAGUUGCAUUUGUGCGAGGUGCCGAUAAAGCGCACGCCGUUCUUGCCCCUCAUUCUCAGUCUUCGCACACAGCGCAGCUGUUGAGCGGAGACGCUGCUAGGAAGUUCUACGACGACACUGUGUCGCUACCGUCAACGUCUGUUGCCGUUGUCGAGCCGUCGACGUCGACGUGCGCAGGUCGAAGUCACGGGCGCAAAACAUUGCAUUUUCAACCGGUGAAACCUAUAAAAGUCAGUGAAUACUUCAUUGCCGCUCAGAGUAGUGAUAUUUUAAAGCUAAAGCGUUGUCUAGGUUCUGGCAUUGAUGUAAACGUCACUGAUAUUUUUGGUUGGACUGCUCUUAUGUGUGCCUGUUUUGAGGGUGCCGUAGCCAGCGUUCAGUAUCUCUUAAAAAAUGGCGCGAGCAAGUACCUGACAAAUGCGCAAGGGAAAACCGCCAUCGAACUAGCUGCUCAGCGUGGGCAUGUUGAAGUCGUUGAAAUGCUCUGUAAGCCAGAAAAACUCGCCAAGGCGAAGAUCAUUCUGAGCACGGAGCGGCAGGCUGACACUUCUCGACGCCAUCCAGAGCAAUUAUGCCGCGUGUGUGGCAGUUACUUCACUUCCUCAGAAAUGAACACUCAUGAAACUUCAAUAGUGCAUCAGUUUAACCUGAGACGGGAUAGCGCACCGGGCGUGACGCAUUACGGCAUUUCCGAGGACAACGCCGGUUUCCAAAUGCUUCUCGGUAUGGGUUGGAACAGGGAGAAAGGGUUCGGACUACGGGAGCAGGGACGCAAGUUCCCCGUGAAAACUGUGUUCAAGCGCGACCGCAGCGGACUUGGAGUCGAGGCGUCCACUCCCCGAGUGACGCAUUUUGCACCACAUGAUAGAGCCGCCGUUGCAAACGUGCGUGGAAAAGAUUCGCGUGAAGGUACGGCACAAUCGCUGAAGAGCAAGCGGAAAGAACAGGAGAGCCGCUCUCGAAGAAUGAAACAAAUGGAGAUCGAAUUUCGACGGUCCUUCCACUAGCUGCAGCAAAGAGCUCUCUUCAAUGAAUCCUACAACAGCACGGGUGAAGCAGUACUUGGCAGACAUUGAAUCGACUGCCGAGACAAUCUUAGCUGACAAAGAGCAAGUGGUU